Messenger RNA from Peromyscus maniculatus bairdii (prairie deer mouse), 551 nucleotides. Its product is annotated as keratin-associated protein 2-1. Gene Ontology annotation, cellular component: keratin filament. The record is from RefSeq and is a predicted model, not a curated record. Lineage: Eukaryota; Metazoa; Chordata; Mammalia; Rodentia; Cricetidae.
GACAUCACACCUGAGAACACCCAUCCGCUCUCCACUUCUCAGCCCCACUCCAGCACAGACACCCACCAUGACCGGCUCCUGCUGUGGAUCCUUCUCCUCCCAGAGCUGUGGAGGCUGCUGCCAGCCCUGUUGCUGCAGAGACCCCUGCUGCUGCCGCCCAGUGUCCUGCCAGACCACAGUGUGCCGCCCUGUGACCUGCGUGCCCCACUGCACCAGGCCCAUCUGUGAGCCCUGUCGCCGCCCCAUCUGCUGUGACCCCUGCAGCCUGCAGCAGGGCUGCUGCCGCCCCAUCACCUGCUGCCCCACCUCUUGCACAGCUGUGGUCUGCAGACCCUGCUGCUGGGCCUCCACCUGCUGCCAGCCCAUCUCUGUGCAGGCUCCCUGCUGCAGGCCCCCCUGCUGCCAGCCUGCCCCCUGCCGCACCACCUGCAGGACCUCCCCCUGCAACACCUGCUGCUGAGCCACCUAAUAUACAACUUUGCCUUAUGAACAGAACUCUUCCUACUCCUGCUGGAGCAGAUGAAAGUGCGACCUUUGCAAUGCACCUGUUC